CACCACCACUAAGCAUAUUUUGUUAUUAAAGACAGGUUCUUCUCUAGACAUGCAUUUUGAUUCAGUAAAAUCAGCAGCAAACUGCCUAACGAUUCAUACAUAACGUUGGUGGAAGGAACGCGGAGUAGUGCAUAUUGUUUUGUUAUACUAUACAUUUAUCGUUCUAAUAUAUACAUUUUUUUUGUUAAUUACUUGCUUGCAAAAUGGGAAAAUUUUUGAUAAAAUGUUUGCUUGCAAAAUGGGAAAUGUAGAAAGUGUGAAAACAGUAAUUUGCUUGCAAAAUGGGAAGCAACCAAGUUAGAACAUCCAACGCGGCCAAAUUCUUGUGAUAUGUACUAUCAUUACAUCGACUAAGUGUGCAUCAGAGAUUAGAAACUCAUUUUCUGUUGCAAUUUUGGUUAUUGAAUUCCAUGGCGAAAAGCUUUUGACGAAAAAAGUUAUUUACAGAAUACUCUACCGGUAAUAAACUACAUUUACGCUACUUUCCGGUCAAAACUACCAAUGGUGCAGAGCUUGUAGUGGUGAAAGAAACUUUAGUAGAACUUUCAAUUGGAUCUCAAAUGAAAGAUGUCGACGAGAUCUACAAAAUUAGCUUAAAAAAUUUUAUGUCCCAUAUACCUAAGAGAAGCUAGAGAUUUCUGGAAAACCAACUAAAGUUCACAGGCACUAUGGUAAUUUUUCUAAGAUUUUCAGUCGAUGGCCCGCCGAAUUCUGAGCAAAAUAAGACGCUUCCCAAGAUUUAAUGACUUUUUAUUGAAGGUAAAAUGAGCAAAAUACAGAGAAAGGUUUGUACACAGACGAGUUUCCAGCUUUAUUUGAGUAUUUGAUACCUCUUUUUGUAUUUUCGUUCCUUUCACUUGGUUAUAAAUCCUAGAGCGUCGGAAAAGGUCUCAUUUUGCGCAGAAUCCGAAGAACUGUCGAUUGGUAGUAUCGGAAAGCUUCCACAGUUUCUGAGAAACUUUCCAAGUUUUCUGGAAAAACAAGGUUUUUCAAAAACUUCUAGGUUCUUUCUUUCUCACAGACCUGUUCUACACAAAUUGCAAAUCUCGCCGAUAUGAAGCUUCUCCGAAAGUUCCGUUGGCGGCUGUAAACUCCAAAAUGUACACAGUUUUUGCUGGAAAGGUAUUUGGUGUAUAACUUCUUUUUAUGAGUGAGGUAGCGAGUUCGGGUUUUCACCAUUGGAUUUAGCCUUUGAAACUGCCAUAGAUAAUCUAUUUUUAUCGCUUCCACACAUACGUUUGUAGAACCUGGUAUGUUUCUUGUAGAAUUACUCAUGCACAUUUACAUUCUACUCUGUGCAGCAGCUAUCUUGACUGUAACACAGUCAACACCAAUUGUUGUUACACGUGACAAUGUUGAAGAUGAAGGUAUUACCAGACAAACAAAUGUCACUCAUGUUCAGAACCGUGCUGAUUUUGUUGCUGUGAAGGCACUUAGAUCAAAGCGGCAAGGGGGUAACUUACACUUUCCAAUCGGGCAGGUCGGUGGUGGCCAAGUAGGUGGUUUUGUUAGUGUGGGUGGGAAUGGCAUCCCUAACGGUGGUGGAAUGACUUAUUCUGUGCCGAUUCGUGAUGGGUGUCUGUAUGGUGACGACUUUGUUUUGUUACAAGAUGGUUCUCGAAAACAGUUGAAAAAUCUACGUAGCGGUGAUAAAGUCUAUUCAGUUGACAAGCAAGGUAAAGUGGUCAAAGAUGAAAUUAUUAUGAUGCUACACGGAGGACCAAAAUUUGAAGCUCCAUUUUAUACGUUAACUACCUCGUCGAACCGAACUAUUAGUCUAACUGGUCAUCAUCUAAUUAUGAAGUAUAGUCCUGAAGAAAAACAUUCGCGGAUGGUUGCUGCAAAUGAAUUGAAAGUUGGGGAUUAUCUACUGAUUGGUGACAACCGGCAAACAGAACCGGUUCCGAUUAUGUCGAUUGAACUUCUAUACAAAACUGGUAUCUACACUCCAAUGACAUACACAGGAACACUUCUUAUCAAUGAUGUUGCUGUUUCAUGCUACGUCAAGUAUUUUAACAAAUACAAUGAAUUACACACACUGCUCUACCCAUUUCGAUUCUACUACUAUUUAAUGAAAGAUAUCCUUGGAGUCAGUGAAGAACCAUUUUCAGUCGUUCCAAGUCUUGUCUAUGCUGAUGAUCAAUUCUAUGGAACAAGAAUGAUUAGUUGGUUACAUCAAUCGAAAAAUAUGGUUCGAUAUGUCGGACAAGAUUUAUUAAUCGGUACAUUUUUAAGUAUUUAA
Messenger RNA from Didymodactylos carnosus, 2242 nucleotides. The record is from the annotation of a GenBank genome assembly. NCBI's taxonomy places the organism in Eukaryota, Metazoa, Rotifera, Eurotatoria, Philodinida, Philodinidae.